Messenger RNA from Aspergillus vadensis CBS 113365, 1145 nucleotides. Its product is annotated as rRNA-processing protein RRP15. The record is from RefSeq and is a predicted model, not a curated record. Lineage: Eukaryota; Fungi; Ascomycota; Eurotiomycetes; Eurotiales; Aspergillaceae. The coding region runs from base 92 to 955 and encodes 287 amino acids. Gene Ontology annotation, cellular component: preribosome, large subunit precursor. The transcript has a single exon. Gene Ontology annotation, biological process: maturation of LSU-rRNA; maturation of 5.8S rRNA.
UUGCAUUUUCCACUUCAUAUCUCUUCCCACAUUCGGGUUCAAGUUAUUUUUCUUCCAGUCAAUUUUGAAAUAUUUAAUAUCAACCGUCAAAAUGCCUCCCCACAUGAAAAAGCGCAAGGUCCUCGAGUCGUUGCAGGCCGGUCCCAAGAAGAAGUUCAGAAAGCAGCGCGAAUACCACAGCAGCUCCGAAGAAGAGUCCGAAGACGAUGAACCCACCGAUUUCAAGGCUGUCAGCUUGGCCGAUUCCGACGAUGAGGAAGUUCAAGUGAAGCAGCCCAAGAAGCAGACCAAGUCGAUUGGCGCCUCUACGAAGAGAAAAGCGGCGGAGAAAGACGAAAGCUCCGAUGAGGAAGCCGACGAAGAGGAGGAAGAUGGUGAUGUUGAGUCUGAGAUUGAUUCUGAAGGAUCCGACGAUGAAGAGGGUGCCGACUCCGAUACGUCUGCACCUGCGACAUCGGGUCGCAGAGCUGUCUCCAAGCGCAAUGAUCCCUCGGCCUUCUCCACCUCUAUCGCAAAGAUUCUGUCCACCAAACUCCCCACAUCCGUUCGAGACGACCCCGUGCUGGCGCGCAGCAAAGCCGCUGCCCAGAAGAGCACUGACGUGGCGGAGGAGAAGCUGGAUCGGCAAGCGCGAGCCAAGCUGCGUGCGGAGAAGAAGGAAGAGCUGGAUCGUGGUCGUGUUCGCGAUGUCAUGGGUCUGGAGCGUGGCCAGGCGGGUGCCGUUGCUGAGGAGGAGAAGCGUUUGCGCAAGAUUGCCCAGCGUGGUGUGGUGAAGCUGUUCAAUGCCGUCCGCGCCGCCCAGGUGCGCGGAGAGGAAGCAGCCAAGGCAGAGCGCAAGAAGGGUACCGUUGGUAUUGGCGAGCGCGAGAAGGCCGUGAACGAAGUCAGCAAGCAGGGCUUUUUGGACCUGAUUAGCGGGAAGAAGGGCAAGCCGUUGAAGAUCGAGGAGGCUUGAGGAUUUUUACGAGAAGUUUCUGUUCGCUGUUCAAGACCUGGCAUACCUUGGGCGUUUGAGGGGUUGCUCUACUGUUGUUCUGUUUCAUUUUAUCUCAAGUGUUUGGAUUAAAAAGUGAUAUGCUAUUUACAGGUACUUUCAUGCCAAAAAGUGAAUGGAGAUCGGUAUACCCAAUAGAGACACGUUCGUU